AUGUGUAGCCCAGUGAAGCCAAUCCCAAGUAACAAGGAGCCACCUACUUUCUGCCCUUGUAUACCAAUCCAGGGCCCAAAAUGUUUCCCUUGUGAUUCGAUACCAAUUGAUCAACUACCAAAGACCGGCUCAGUCCCAUUACCCUUCCUGUGCGCCUUCGUACAACUAACAAAACAGGGGCUGCGGAUGCGCACCGCCGCCACCGUGUUGUGCUCGUCCUUGCUGUUCACCUUGCUGCGGAGGCGGAGGCUCCCUCGUCACAGUAUACAGUCAAGUAGCAAACAUCCAGUGACAGGCCAACUGCGCUUAACAGUAUUCAAUUCAGGUGGAGUGGAGGUUAUCACUCAGGAUUCAGGUGUUACGACAGAAGCGUGA
Molecule: messenger RNA, 375 nt
Organism: Arctia plantaginis
Lineage: Eukaryota; Metazoa; Arthropoda; Insecta; Lepidoptera; Erebidae
Source: the annotation of a GenBank genome assembly